GACAAACGUAAUGCUCAAGACCGCCCUAAGACUAAACAUGCUCUUCCUGGCCACGAUUCUUGGGUCUUAGUCAAGACGAAGCUCGGCCGCCGUUUCGUGCAUAAUACCAAGACGCGCGAGAGCUUGUGGAGAGUACCGCAGGAUGUCUGGCCUGCGGUUAAGGAGUUCGAGCAAUGGGAAAGGGCGCAGCGCGAGAAAGAUGCAAACGCGAAAUGGGCGGAGCAGGAACUCGAGAAGAUGAGGGACAAGAGCAAAGCUGGCGAGCACGUGGUUAAGAUUCUCGAACCGAAGGUUGGUGACACCGGAUAUGACAGCGAUGGGAGCUACGAAUACAUCGAGGUCACGGACACGGAACGUGAGAGUGAAGGUGAAGACCACAAGAAUGAUGCACCCACGAUCGCAAACGGCCAGGCUGCACCCGUGGAAGAAGAGGUGGAGGACACCGAACCAGUGGAGUUCGGCGAGGACGACAUCGCCUAUCAACUUGCCGCUAUGGGCCAAGACUACGGCCUGGAGCCCGACGAAUACGGUGACGAGGAAGACGACCAAACUGAACAGGAGGAAGGACUUGCCAUCUCUGAUGAGGACGCCAAAUACCUCUUCCGUGACCUUCUUGACGACUACCGCAUCUCUCCUUUCACGCCCUGGGAUCGUCUCAUCGCCGACACCAGCCCAAACAGUAUCCUGAACGAUGACCGCUACACCGUCCUGCCCACCAUGCGCGCAAGGAAAGAAGUCUGGGACGACUGGGCGCGGGAGAAAGCGGCGCGGAUCAAGGAUGAGAGAGCGAAGAUGGAGCAGCAGGAUCCUCGUGCACCGUACCUUUCAUUUCUGGCGGAACAUGCGACGCCGAAACUGUACUGGCCUGAGUUCAAGCGGAAGUGGAAGCGCGAGCCUGUGAUGAAUGAGAGGAAAAUGGCAGAGAAGGAUCGGGAGAGGCUGUAUCGCGAUCACGUUGCUCGGCUGAAGCUCCCGGAGACCACGAGAAAGGCUGACCUGAUUAACUUGCUCAAGAGCAUUCCCAUUCCCGAGCUGAAUCACUCUACCAGUAUGAACGCACUGCCACAACAGCUUCUGAGCCAUCUGCACUAUAUCAGCUUGCCAGCGCCGACUCGCGACAGCAUUGUCAAGGCGCAUUCGGCUGGCCUGCCCGCGGCGCCGUAG
Messenger RNA from Baudoinia panamericana UAMH 10762, 1164 nucleotides. RefSeq lists its product as uncharacterized. The transcript is spliced from 2 exons. Gene Ontology annotation, cellular component: nucleus. The record is from RefSeq and is a predicted model, not a curated record. Gene Ontology annotation, molecular function: RNA polymerase binding; transcription coregulator activity. The annotation marks the transcript as partial. NCBI's taxonomy places the organism in Eukaryota, Fungi, Ascomycota, Dothideomycetes, Mycosphaerellales, Teratosphaeriaceae.